UUUACCGUCAAGCUCAGACAACACACUCAAAACCACGCCAUACCAGAAGGACGACUAGCGCCCCCUACCAACAAACACGAUAAGUGCAGAGUAUUCAAACAUAACGCCAUGGGGAAGUGCCUCGGUAAGCUGUUCAGGGAUGGGGCGUCCCGGGAACCGAAGCCUCCACCGGCUAAACCUAAACCCCCAGUCAAGGCGAGAACCAUCCGAUUAACGCCUGGGACGUCUCGGAGUGAAGUGAUCGUCGUGGGACAGUAUCUCGCCGUGGAUCUUAGCAACAUAGCAAACGAUGAUGCAGUGUCAUACGAAAUCACGCCAUACCCAAAAGAUGAUGUCAUAGUCAGGAUGAAGGAUGAGCGCCCUCGUGCGACAGGAAACGUCGCUGCAGGCGGGAUGGACAACGCUCUUGCCAAGAAGAUGGUUGUGUACGUGUACACACGGAGUCACAGCGUCGAAAAGGACGACAAACUGAGUACGUGGGAGUGGGGUCCCACAGGACACGGCGCUGUACUACUCGUCAACAAUGACAACGACGACUUCGAAGAAAACUUUGAUCCCGAUCAUAAAAACAGUAGGAUUGACGGACCACUAGAUUUGAAGGACAUGAGCCCGAUGGUUGUGCGCAUGCGUGGACCACCGAAGCUUCCGUCGGACUUUUCUAUCAGACUGAGUACACCGCCGGAAACAGCGGACAAGAUCGGGAUGUUCUGUCUACAGCCGGACGUUAUUAAGAAGGACAGAAGGUUGGAAGAUCUGUCCAAAAUGCUGAACGAAUUCUUGACAAAGCCUGAGGAAGACGCUCCUGAUAUCGACAUUGGGCUUGUGGAGAUGCGAGACCAAAUAGGAAACCUGAUAGAAGACAAAGCCAGAGACGAGCCACCGAAACAAGAAGAUACACCAUUGAAGAGUGAGAAACACAUCAUAGGACCAGACACAGGCAAUGUGGUGGAGUUAGACUACCGUGUGGACCUGAGAGAUAACACUACCACGUACGAGUUCGCUGUGGAAGGACUACACUAUCCUGACAUCACGUUUGAUGGACAGGUGUCAAUCACCCUAACACUGCAAAGGGGACGAGGCUCCCCCAUUUUUGAAGACACGGUGGUUUUCCAAGUUGCUCCCUGGAUCAUGACACCCAACACACUUCCUCCGUUAGAGUUGCUGUAUUCUCAGGCGUUCGUGUGUGAAAUGGAAGGUGGAGAAAACCUUACCUUCAUCCAGGAGCUCCAGGAAGUGACGUCAGCGGCCAGCGUGCCGUUAGUCAUCGUGCCGCACGUGGACAACAGGGGGGACAGGUGGAUGCAGGAUGAGAUUGAGCUGGGUUACUCCCAUGUACCGGGGAAGGAAGUCAUGCCCGUGGUACUGGAUUCUCCUCGGGACCGAGGUCUUCAGAACUUCGCCAAGAUGCAGCUUCUUGGAAAGGACUUUGGAUACGUGACCCGUUACAGUCAGGAUGAGGAGCCCAACUCCCUGGACUCCUUCGGGAACCUGGAGGUCAGCCCGCCGGUAACAGCAAACGGCAAGAAGUAUCCGCUCGGACGGAUUCUAAUCGGAUCUACGUCCCCUACCAGGAAUCAGUACGGACGGCGGAUGAUGAAAGUUGUCCGCAGUUUCCUAAAGGCACAGAGAGUCCAGUCGCCUAUAGAGCUCUACUCUGAUUGGUUGGCUGUCGGCCAUAUUGACGAGUUUAUGACGUUUGUUCCAGCAAGGGGAGGAAAGGGUUUCCGGCUACUACUCGCCAGUCCAGAUGCCUGCUACGCCUACUUAGGAUGGCUGCAGGGACAGGGGCACGGGGAUGUCCCUCUCUUCGAAGGAAAAGAGAGAUAUGGAACACCAGCUGCUGUCACGGUACAGCAACUUUUACAGGACAGCAAGUUGAGGGAGGAAAACCAAGUAUUCCAGGAUGACAUCGACUGGAAUCGUGACAAGUUGAAGCGCGAGUUGGGUCUGACAGAAGGAGACAUAAUCGACAUCCCAGCAUUGUUCAAGGAAGAGGAAGGCUCGGGAGCAGGGGCGUUCUUUCCUGACAUGGUCAACAUGAUUGUGCUCGGCCGCCAUCUUGGAAUCCCAAAACCCUUUGGGCCCAUCGUCGACGGCGCAUGCGCAUUCGAGUCGUACGUGAAGUCGCUUCUGGAACCACUGGGGCUGAGUUGUAACUUCAUCGACGACUGGAGCUCCUAUCAUCUCAUGAUGGGAGAGGUGCACUGUGGGACAAAUACACUGAGAAAGCCCUUUAACUACAAAUGGUGGCAUGUUGAGCUUUAGCUUAGAUUUAUCGAAUAACACAUAAUUUACUAGCUUCUACCAGGCUUGAGGGCGCGGCUGAAAAUAGUAGAAA
Branchiostoma belcheri (Belcher's lancelet) is the source of this 2338-nucleotide messenger RNA. Its product is annotated as protein-arginine deiminase type-2-like. Gene Ontology annotation, cellular component: cytoplasm. The transcript has 16 exons. Bases 109 to 2265 code for a protein of 718 amino acids. The record is from RefSeq and is a predicted model, not a curated record. Gene Ontology annotation, molecular function: protein-arginine deiminase activity; calcium ion binding. Lineage: Eukaryota; Metazoa; Chordata; Leptocardii; Amphioxiformes; Branchiostomatidae.